AUGGAAGCAGAGAGCACCCGUGAAGAGUCUCUAAUCCCGAGAAGACGAAAUGACACGAUCAUCUACUCCCGAGGCAGGAAAACGCGCCGCACGGCACGAGAUCGCGAAGACGGGGAAGGGAGGUCCGAGAGGACACGACAACCUGUGAUAAUGGGCGCCACCCCAUUCCACCGAUCCAUCCUCGAAGUCCGGUUGCCGAAGCACUUCGACAAACCAACGGACAUGAGGUACGAUGGAACUCAAGACCCUCUAGAACACCUCACGGCCUUUGAAGCAAGGACGAAUCUAGAGGGAGUAGGGGACGAGGUGAGGUGCCGAGCCUUCCCGUUUACAACACGAAUAGCAAAGGUAAAGCACCUGAUCAACCUUCUGGGGAUAACCCAGAGACAGGGAGAGUCGACCAGAAAAUACCUGGAUCGGUUCAACGACGAAUGCUUGGAAAUCGACGGCCUAACCGAUUCAGUGGCCAGCCUUUGCCUGACUAACGGCCUCCUCAACGAGAACUUUCGAAAACACCUUACCACGAAACCAGUUUGGACGAUGCACGAGAUCCAGACGGUAGCCAAAGAGUAUAUAAACGACGAGGAAGUCAGCCGAGUCGUGGCUGCCAAUAAACGGCAACAAGGUAACGGAGAAAGACUGAAGGAACAAACCAGGGAAGAGGCGCCAAGCAAGGCACCGAGGCCGUUCCCCCGGGUCGGGAAAUUCACCAACUACACCCCGCUCACUCUUCCCAUCAUGGAAGUUUAUCAGCAAAUAGCCGAGAAAGGAAUCCUGCCGAAGCCUCGACCACUCAAGGACCGUACGGGAGGAAACAAGAACUUCUAUUGUGACUACCACAAAGGCUACGGUCACCAAACACAGGACUGCUUUGACCUGAAGGAUGCACUAGAACAAGCGAUAAGAGAAGGUAAGCUAGCAGCAUUCUCCCAUCUUAUCAGGUAG
This is a messenger RNA of Arachis stenosperma, 945 nucleotides long. RefSeq lists its product as uncharacterized. NCBI's taxonomy places the organism in Eukaryota, Viridiplantae, Streptophyta, Magnoliopsida, Fabales, Fabaceae. The transcript is spliced from 2 exons. The record is from RefSeq and is a predicted model, not a curated record. Bases 1 to 945 code for a protein of 314 amino acids.